AUGAAACUUUGUGUUUUUCUACUCAUCAUAAUCACCAGUGGGAUUGUGCUGCUUCUUCCUGCACUGGGAAACUUCUGGCACAGACGUAUCACAGAUAUGGUAGAUAUUGAGCAGUGCUGGGUGCAGCCUACACCAAAGUAUUGUAGAAAAAAGUGCACCAAGACCCGGGAAUGUUUACUUGUAAAUCACACAUGCUGCUGGACCUACUGUGGAGAAAUCUGUAUGGACAAUGGAGAACCCUUUACAUCAUUGCUAGAUGACAAGAAAUGA
This is a messenger RNA of Sorex fumeus (smoky shrew), 270 nucleotides long. Its product is annotated as protein WFDC9-like. The record is from RefSeq and is a predicted model, not a curated record. Bases 1 to 270 code for a protein of 89 amino acids. Lineage: Eukaryota; Metazoa; Chordata; Mammalia; Eulipotyphla; Soricidae. The transcript is spliced from 3 exons.